This is a messenger RNA of Colletotrichum siamense, 1791 nucleotides long. RefSeq lists its product as uncharacterized. The record is from RefSeq and is a predicted model, not a curated record. The coding region runs from base 1 to 1791 and encodes 596 amino acids. Lineage: Eukaryota; Fungi; Ascomycota; Sordariomycetes; Glomerellales; Glomerellaceae. The transcript is spliced from 2 exons.
AUGGAGCCUCCCGUCGUCUCAUUCUACGGCGCGGAGCCCAUUCCGCUCCCGUCGCGCUUCGCCGGCGUCAAGAAGCGCCUCAUCGCCGGCCACGAAGCCGCCGUCGAGGCUUCUUGGCGCCGUCUCCUCGACGCCCUCAGAACCGAAAUCGCCGACAUCCAGACCAAGGGCUCCGAUCUCAUCCCCUCCAUCAACUUCACCGACAUCAACGACCCCGUGCGCGUCGAGGCCUUCGCCCACCGCCUGCGCAGGUAUGGCGUCGCCGUCAUCAAAGGCGUCGUCUCUCCUACCGACGCCCAGAGCUGGGUGCAGGAGACGCACGAGUAUCUAGACAAGAACCGCGAGUUCAAGCCGCCGGCACUACACGACCCGACCUGCAUCGACCUCUUCUGGACGCCGGUGCAGGUCCGCGCCCGCGCGCAUCCCAACAUGCUGCGCGCGCAGAAGUUUGCCAUGUCCUUCUGGGAGUCGACGGACGAUCUGCACAUCACCCGCGCCCCCGUGAGCUACGCCGAUCGCCUGCGCAUCCACAACGACAAGCUGGGCGCCGUCGGCCAGCAGAACGGCAACUCGGCCGCCGACUCCCUCAACGCCAGCGCCGUCAUCGCCCAGAUCGACAGCGGCAGCCUCGAGCGCUGGGAGCCCGACGGCUACGGCCGCGGCGGCACCUACGAGGCCGUCUUCCGCGGCGACUGGGAGUCCUACGACCCGUGGGACCCGGCCGGUCGCGUCGGCGCCACCACGGACCUGUACAACGGCGCCGGCGCAUGCAGCAUCUUCCGCAUGUUCCAGGGCGUACUGGCGCUCACAAAGGUCGAGCAGGGCAUGGUGCGCGUCCUCCCCUCGCCCAAGCUCGUGGCCGCGUACUUCCUGCUCCGGCCCUUCUUCUCGCCGAAACGCGGCCCGCCGGAGCAGCCGGACGGCGGCAAGGCGGAUCAAUGGGCGGCCUACCUCGACGCAUUGAACUGGACGCUCGACCCGGAGCCCAACACCAUCAUCCACGGCGCCGUUCCCGGCCACGCGCAGCGUAUCACGGAACGAUGGCACCCGCAUCUGCAUCUCCGGAGGAGCCUGGUGUCUCUGCCCAGCAUGCAGGCGGGCGACUAUGUAAUCUGGCACUGCGACCAGGCCUACUCAAUAAUCACGGGUGGCACGAGACUCGGCGUCCCGCCCUCACUGCAGAACGAGUCUAACGAGCUGUCCCUCUUGACUUACACCCCUGUGUGCCCGUUAACCCAGACCAACGCGCUCUUCCUCGCCCGCCAGCGCAAGGCCUUCCAGACCGGGCAGCCGGGACCGGACUUUGACACCCUGUUCGCCCUGGGCAGCGAGGCCUCGCACCAGGACCGUCCCGGUGCCAAGGAGGUCGAGGAGUACGGUGGAGUCGACGGCCUCAGGGCCAUGGGUCUGGCGCCGUACGACGUCGAGCCCGCCGGCGCAUCGCCCAAGAGGGAGCUGAACGGGGGUGGUGACGCGAUGGACAUUGACGACGAAGAGGGCUUGCGCAACAAGUCCAGGACGGAGUCGGAGCAGGAGCUUCUGAGGCUCGCCAACAUCAUCCUCUUCCCCAACCGCUACGACUUUUACAUCCCGACGAACGGGAACGGCACCCGAAGCAGCGGUGACCGGACGCCGCGCGCGCAGGGAGGGCCUCCAAAGACCAAAGACGACGAGGACGAGGACGAAGAUGAUGAGCAUGAGCCGGAGACCGUUGUUGAGACCGAGACCGUGGCCUCCAAGGUCAACGAGAAGGAUACCAUAACAGUCACGGUCACCGCGGCGGAUGUCUAG